Messenger RNA from Ipomoea triloba (trilobed morning glory), 3111 nucleotides. RefSeq names its product scarecrow-like protein 6. NCBI's taxonomy places the organism in Eukaryota, Viridiplantae, Streptophyta, Magnoliopsida, Solanales, Convolvulaceae. Gene Ontology annotation, cellular component: nucleus. Gene Ontology annotation, biological process: regulation of DNA-templated transcription. The transcript has a single exon. Gene Ontology annotation, molecular function: DNA-binding transcription factor activity; sequence-specific DNA binding. The record is from RefSeq and is a predicted model, not a curated record. Bases 518 to 2749 code for a protein of 743 amino acids.
AAAAGAAAGAUAGUGAGGGAGAGAGAAGAGAUGAAGGGCACUUUACUACUUUUUUAUGUUGCACGCAUCCAUGGCAGACCUCUGAAGGCAAAAAUAGAUUUCUUCAAGAAGAGAAGAAACAAGAAAAAUUUCACUCACACCAAAAAAAAAAAAAAAACAGAGAAAAACAUCAUCUUUCAUCACUCUCAUCUACCCCAAGUGCCCCAAUUGAUUCAGAAGAAGAAGAAGAAGAAAAGAGCUUAGCUUAGAGCUUCUUAGCUGAACAAAGGGUGUCUGUAAAUCUGUGUUUUUUUUGCAUAUAUACAUACAUAGAUAUAUAAAGGGCGCAAUCUUUGCCUCUUUGGUGUAUAUUUGUACAGAAAGGAGUUGCUCACUUGCUCCAUUGUUCAUGCAGUUGAAGAACUGGGUUUGAGGAGGUUUAUUUGGGUGAUUUAAAAAAAAAAUCCAAAUUUGUGGGAUUUGUGAGGUGGGGGGAGGGGUGUUGUGAAGCUGGGGAAGAAGGGGAGAGUGGGUUUAGAUGAAGGGGAUGCCCUUUCCCUUUGAAUUUGAGAGGAAGGGGGUGAUAGAAUUGGGUAAUAGGAAUCAUAGAAAUUGUGUUUCUGGGAAUCAUUGUUGGGAUAUUAAGGAUUGUGUUGUGGGGAGUCCAGGUGGGAGUAAUAGUGAGCCGACGUCUGUUCUGGAUAGGCCUCUUGCGUCAUCUUCAACGCUGUCUUCUUCUUGCGGCGGCGGCGGCGGUGGGGAGACGGACGCGGCCAGGGUGGCGGCGGUUUCUGGUAAUCCGGCGUCGAAAUGGCAGCAAGACAACACCACUGCCACGAGUUCUAAUGCAGGGGGAGGUGAAUCCGAGCUUCUCCAGCCUGUUCCGCCGUCUCUUGAUUUCGGCGGCGGCGGCGCAGCCGCCGGAGCCGCCGUGGGCGGCGGCGAGACGGCGGAGAAAUGUGGGAUGGAGGAGUGGGAUAGUGUGUUGUCGGAGUCUCCGGGCCAGGAGCCGUUGCUCCGGUGGAUUAUGGGCGAUGUGGAUGACCCUUCCAUGGCUAAUUUGAACAAGGUUUUGCAGGUUGGCGGCGGCGGCGCCGCCGCCGAGUACGAUUUUAACGGCGGGUUUGGGGUGGUGGAUCACGGGUUUGGACCCGUCGACCCGGUUUCUUCAUCCGGGGAGAGUUUCCUCCCUUCAAUCCCCAUCUCCGGGUCAAAUUUCCCGGCGAAUAGGCUCCCCAACCCGCCGGCUUCCCUCCCCGGCUUCAAAUUCUCGGCGCCGCCGCCGCUGUUCCCGCCCGUCUCCAACAACCUCGGCGCCGCCGCAUUCAACCCGGCGCUUCUAGAACCCUCAGAUCUGAAGCCCCAGAUUUUCAAUCCCGGGAAUCCCCACUUCUUGAUUAACCAGCCCCCCCAAAACCCAUCAUUCCUCAUGCCAUUGCCGUUCUCCCGGCCGGAGCUAGCUCCGCCGCAGGCCAAGCGGCAUAAUCCCGGCGGGAAUCUUGAAUCUCCGGGACCCCAGAUCCCCCGGGGGCUAUUCUCCGAUCAACAAACCCCAUCUCCCCAUCAUGUGCUCCCCCACCAGCUCCAAUUACUCCCAAACUAUCCCCAAAGGCCCAAACCCCCGGAAAUGGCCGGGGAAGAAAUGGGGCAUUUUCAUCAAAACCAGCAAACAAUGAUCGACCAGCUUUUCAAGACGGCCGAGCUGGUUCAAUCCGGGAACCCUAUACUCGCGCAAGGGAUAUUGGCGCGGCUCAAUCACCACCUCUCCCCAAUUGGGAAGCCCUUCCAAAGAGCAGCUUUCUAUUGCAAGGAAUCAUUGCAAUUGCUCCUCCAACAUGCCACCAAUAACAACAUGAACCCCCCUCCUUCGUCGUCCUCGGUGCCAUUUAGCCUAAUUUUCAAGAUUGGUGCUUACAAGUCCUUCUCCGAGAUCUCGCCCGUCUCGCCCUUUGCCAAUUUCACCUGCAACCAAGCCCUGCUCGAGGCCUUGGAGGGGUUCGAUAGGAUUCGCAUUGUGGAUUUCGAUAUUGGGUAUGGAGGCCAAUGGGCUUCUCUAAUGCAAGAGCUUGCCUUGAGGAGUGGAGGCUCCCCUAGCCUCAAGAUCACCGUGUUAGCCUCGCCCGCAAUGCACGAUCAGCUCGAGCUCGGGCUGACACGCGAGAAUUUGAUCCAUUUCGCUAGUGAGAUCAAUAUGGCAUUCGAGUUUGAGGUUUUGAGCAUUGAUUCUUUGAAUUCCACGUCGUGGUCACUGCCACUUCAUGUAUCGGAUAAUGAAGCGAUUGCUGUUAAUCUUCCGGUUGGUUGCUUCACCACCUACCAACUAUCGCACCCUUUGGUGCUUCGCUUCGUUAAGCAGUUGAUGCCUAAGAUUGUGGUUUCUGUAGACAGAGUCUGUGAUCGGACUGACCUCUUAUUUCCCAACCAUGUAAUCCACGCUCUUCAGUAUUACGCCAACCUUCUCGAGUCUCUUGAUGCUGUGAAUGUGAACUUCGAUGCCCUUCAGAAGAUCGAGAGGUUCUUGCUCCAUCCCGGGAUUGAGAAAAUCAUAAUGGGUCGUUAUCGUUCCCCCGAGAAAACACAGCACUGGAGGACUCUGUUUCUAUCGUCUGGAUUCUCCCCGUUGACUUUCAGCAAUUUCACGGAGUCUCAAGCCGAGUGCGUGGUGAAAAGGACUCCAGUCCGAGGGUUUCAUGUCGAGAAGAGACAAUCUUCUCUUGUUCUUUGCUGGCAGCGGAAGGAGCUUAUCUCGGUUUCAGCUUGGAGGUGCUGAUCAAAGAGCAGACCGUUUGAUAUUUAUUAAUUUGCACUGCCCCCCGUUCCUGAUUAUGAAGGUGCUGCAUAAGUCGUAAUUCACUGUUUUAGUAUCUGAACAUUUUCGAUUUUCUUGCCUAUAGAUUUUAUUUGCUAAUUGUCUUUGUGGCCUAGGCAGAUUGUUUCAAAGUAAGGCAAAUAUCAAGACAUUUUGGUAACUCGUUCUAGUAUAGGGUUUAUCUAUUAUGUUGAAUGCGGUAUUACUUCCAUGAUGCUCAAUGAUUUUCAGGAAGAAGGCAUCAGUUACGUUGGUUCUAAUUGUGUUGGGAAAUCUGUUGUAACAGUACAAAACCAGAAAUGAAAACGAACAAUUUAACACUU